GUCGCGCGCAGGCGCGCGCGGGCGCACGGUGAGGUGCGCGCGGUGCCGCGGGUGCGCUCGCGCCCCUCCGGUGCCGCCGCGCGCGCGAUGAACUGGCUGUUCCCGCUCGCCAAGGGCGGCGCCGCCCCCGCCUCCGCCGCGCCGCCCGCGCGCACCGGCCUCCAGCAGCAGCGGCAGCGCCAGGUCGAGUCCCUGCGCGCCGCGCACGCCUCCAUUGCAGAAAUACAGAAAGAUGUGGAAUAUCGAUUGCCAUUCACUGUAAACAACUUGACAAUUAACAUUAACAUUUUGCUUCCACCUCAGUUUCCUCAGGAAAAGCCAGUCAUCAGUGUUUUCCCACCUGUGAGACAUCAUUUAAUGGACAAGCAGGGGGUAUAUGUGACCGGUCCAUUAAUAAGUAACUUUACAAUGCAUUCAGAUCUUGGAAAAAUUAUUCAGAGUUUACUGGAUGAGUUUUGGAAGAAUCCUCCGGUUCUAGCUCCUAGCUCAACGUCAUUUCCAUACCUUUACAACAAACCAGCUGGAAUGCCUCCUUUUGCUCCUCAGGGGUUUCCAUUUCUCCCUCCAUAUCCACCUCAAGAAACAAACAGAACAAUGGCACCCAUGCCCAUUUCUGAAUCAGUUUCUUCAAGCUACACUACGGACAAGCCUGCUGCUCCCUCCUAUGGCUUGAUUGCUGAUCUGCCGCUGCCCGUCCCCACAGCAGAGGCGGUGCUGCAGGUUGGCCAGAAUGGAUUUACAUACAAGAUGCCUGAUAUUCCUGAUACCUUUCCAGAGCUCUCAGAACUAAGUAUAUCACAGCUGACCAGUAUGAAUGAGCAAGAGGAGGUGUUACUGGAACAGUUUGUGACACUUCCACAGCUGAAGCAAGUCAUUACCGACAGAGAUGAGUUAGUGAAAAGCAUUGAAGAGCUGGCAAAAAAAAACCUGUUGCUGGAGCCUAGUCUUGAAGCAAAAAGACAGACAGUGUUGGAUAAAUAUGAGCAACUCACGCAAAUGAAAGCAGCCUUUGAAAAAAAGAUGCAAAGACAGCAUGAACUUAGUGAGAGUUGCAGUCCAAGUGCUCUGCAGGCCAGACUUAAAGUAGCUGCUCAUGAAGCUGAAGAGGAGUCUGAUACUAUUGCAGAAGACUUCUUGGAAGGCAAAACAGAGAUAGAUGACUUUCUUAGUAGUUUCAUGGAAAAGAGAACGCUCUGCCACUGCAGACGAGCCAAAGAGGAGAAACUUCAACAGGCAAUAGCAAUGCACAGCCAAUUUCAUGCUCCACUAUAGACUUCCUGCAAACUACACCUGCCAAGAGAACGAAUGAAAACCCCAAUAAAGCACACUUUUUAAUAACUAUUAUUUGCAAAUAAGCAUUUCAUCUUAUCUGGUUGUAUUUAUAGAAGAGAUUGUAUACAGAGUUGGGAUGGUUUUUGUACAAAUUAGAAUGUCUCUUUAUAUUCUCAUUGUACUCAAGAAUCCUUCUAUUGCAAUCUUUGCAUUAAUUUCUUGUAUUUAUUGUUGAUAGUUAUAAUAUUUAAGUUCCCUGCUGCUAUACUCCAUUGUUCAGAGAUUAAAUAUCUAAACAUGUA
Molecule: messenger RNA, 1574 nt
Organism: Zonotrichia leucophrys gambelii
Lineage: Eukaryota; Metazoa; Chordata; Aves; Passeriformes; Passerellidae
Gene: VPS37A
Product: VPS37A subunit of ESCRT-I
Exons: 12
Coding region: 88-1272 (394 amino acids)
Biological process (GO): protein targeting to membrane; ubiquitin-dependent protein catabolic process via the multivesicular body sorting pathway; protein targeting to vacuole
Cellular component (GO): ESCRT I complex
Source: RefSeq, a predicted model, not a curated record